Messenger RNA from Leguminivora glycinivorella, 1757 nucleotides. It is a transcript of the gene eEF1alpha1, whose product is annotated as elongation factor 1-alpha. The record is from RefSeq and is a predicted model, not a curated record. Gene Ontology annotation, molecular function: GTP binding; GTPase activity; translation elongation factor activity. Gene Ontology annotation, biological process: translational elongation; translation. NCBI's taxonomy places the organism in Eukaryota, Metazoa, Arthropoda, Insecta, Lepidoptera, Tortricidae.
AAAAUAGUUAAGUGCAGUGAAAAGUACUAACCAAAAAUGGGAAAGGAAAAGAUCCACAUUAACAUUGUCGUGAUCGGACACGUCGACUCCGGCAAGUCCACCACCACCGGCCACUUGAUCUACAAAUGCGGUGGUAUCGACAAACGUACCAUCGAGAAGUUCGAGAAGGAGGCCCAGGAGAUGGGUAAGGGCUCCUUCAAGUACGCGUGGGUGUUGGACAAGCUCAAGGCUGAGCGUGAGCGUGGUAUCACCAUCGAUAUCGCCCUGUGGAAGUUCGAGACCGCCAAGUACUACGUGACCAUCAUCGAUGCUCCCGGACACAGGGAUUUCAUCAAGAACAUGAUCACUGGUACCUCACAGGCCGAUUGCGCCGUGCUCAUCGUCGCCGCCGGUACUGGUGAGUUCGAGGCUGGUAUCUCCAAGAACGGCCAGACCCGCGAGCACGCCCUGCUCGCCUUCACCCUCGGUGUCAAGCAGCUGAUCGUGGGCGUCAACAAGAUGGACUCCACUGAGCCCCCAUACAGUGAGUCCCGUUUCGAGGAAAUCAAGAAGGAAGUUUCCUCUUACAUCAAGAAGAUCGGUUACAACCCAGCUGCCGUCGCUUUCGUACCCAUUUCUGGCUGGCACGGAGACAACAUGCUGGAGGCAUCCACCAAGAUGCCCUGGUUCAAGGGAUGGCAGGUUGAGCGCAAGGAAGGCAAGGCUGAAGGCAAGUGCCUCAUCGAGGCUCUUGACGCCAUCCUGCCCCCUGCCCGCCCCACAGACAAGGCCCUGCGUCUGCCCCUGCAGGACGUCUACAAAAUCGGCGGUAUUGGAACGGUGCCCGUAGGCCGUGUCGAGACUGGUAUUCUCAAGCCUGGCACCAUCGUCGUGUUCGCGCCCGCCAACAUCACCACUGAAGUUAAGUCUGUGGAGAUGCACCACGAAGCCCUCCAGGAGGCCGUACCCGGCGACAACGUCGGUUUCAACGUAAAGAACGUGUCCGUUAAGGAGCUGCGUCGUGGUUACGUCGCUGGCGACUCCAAGAACAACCCCCCCAAGGGCGCCGCAGACUUCACCGCACAGGUCAUCGUGCUCAACCACCCCGGACAGAUUUCAAACGGCUACACGCCUGUGCUCGAUUGCCACACAGCCCACAUUGCCUGCAAAUUCGCAGAAAUCAAAGAAAAGGUUGACCGUCGUACCGGUAAAUCCACUGAAGAUAACCCCAAAUCUAUCAAAUCAGGAGACGCUGCCAUCGUCAACCUGGUCCCCUCCAAGCCUCUGUGUGAGUCCUUCCAGGAGUUCCCUCCUCUCGGUCGUUUCGCCGUGCGUGACAUGAGGCAGACGGUCGCUGUGGGUGUCAUCAAGGCUGUCAACUUCAAGGAAGCCGGUGGUGGCAAGGUCACCAAAGCUGCCGAGAAGGCCACCAAGGGCAAGAAGUAGCUAGGCCUUUUAACAGCACAAUUUUUCAUCCAACUGCGAUACUUCAUUCACCGAAAGGUGUUCAGAAGGAAAGAAGGGCUACAAACUCAUUCCUUUUCUAUAUUUUUUACAAGGCUUAUACUGUAACAUUAUUUUAUAAUUUAUAUAAGGUGGUUAUACAUAUAAUAUCUGAAAUAUUUUGUUAUGACUGCAACUGAAAGUGUAAAUUCAUAGAAAUAAAGGUAGCCUCCAGUACAGAAUUGUAUCAUUUCUUUAAGACCUUGAAAUAGAUGCAGUAAAUAAUUUAUUUUUGUUUUAAGUAAAUGGUACACAAAUAAAUUUAAAUUUCCAGA